Messenger RNA from Caenorhabditis remanei, 1065 nucleotides. RefSeq lists its product as uncharacterized. Lineage: Eukaryota; Metazoa; Nematoda; Chromadorea; Rhabditida; Rhabditidae. Bases 1 to 1065 code for a protein of 354 amino acids. The transcript is spliced from 4 exons. The record is from RefSeq and is a predicted model, not a curated record.
AUGUCGUCCUCCUCCUCAAAGAUGACACUUUUCUAUAUGCUUACUAAUUCUUUCGAAUUAUGGCCAGAUGCAUACGAAUGCUCUGAAAACACGAAAUAUCCGGAAACAAGGUGGCCCAAAUUUGGUAUCUACUUGAUUUCUUGUGGAUCAGUUUUGAUUGUUCUCUAUUCUCUUUGCUUCAUCGCAAUUCUCAAAGUGAAAAAGCUGACACCAGCCUAUCAACUUAUGCUCAUCCUCUCUGUGUUUGACAUAACUUCUUUAUCGCUGGGCUCUGUUAUCACGGGAUUCCUUACUUACCAUGGAAUUUUCUUCUGUCAAUACCCAAGAUUCUUCUACAUUUCUGGAUGUAUCGCGAUGUUUACAUGGUUGACCAAUUGUGUGACAUGCAUCAUUUUAGCGAUCGAGAGAUGUGCGGAAGUCAAUCCAAGAUUUUUCUUAUACUUUUUAUUCGAGAGAAGAGUUUUUAAGCUUGUUCUAUUAUUCAUAGCUGUCUACGGUGUCAACUCAUUGAUGUUUUCGAAACCAGUGAUUUUCAGUCCAGAGUAUAGUACCUUUGUUUUUGAUCCAAUGAUUGGGAAGGAUCCAACUCUCUACACAAAUUCUUGGCUCGCUGUCAACAAUUUGAUGAUAGCUGUCUCCUCAACAACUCUUUAUUUCUAUCUCUGCUAUUACCUCAUUUUCAAAUUCGGUUAUUCCACGUCGAUGUGGUUAUACAAGUCAAAGAGACAAAUUGUAAUGCAGGGAGUGAUAAUGUGUCUAUUUCAUUCCGCGGCAGCUUGUGUUUACGAGUACAUGACAUAUUUCCCGUCUCCAUUGUAUCUCAUCGUGACCGGACAAACACUCUGGCAACUUGCCAGUGGAUGUUUAUCAGUGGUCUACUUGACUUUGAACAGAACAAUAAGAAAUUCAGUUGUCAAAAUGGUUAUUCCGAAAGCAAUCAGAAAGAAAUUUGGUUUGCACAUCGGGGUUGAGGAGCACUUGGAAAUCGAAAGAGCGGCAGAUAAUGGUGGAGUUUCAUCGUUGAAUGCUGCUGGAUUUGUAGUGAAGUUUGAUAAUUUUGUCUGA